This is a messenger RNA of Chanos chanos (milkfish), 2501 nucleotides long. It is a transcript of the gene sh2d4a, whose product is annotated as SH2 domain containing 4A. The transcript has 9 exons. Gene Ontology annotation, cellular component: cytoplasm. The record is from RefSeq and is a predicted model, not a curated record. Lineage: Eukaryota; Metazoa; Chordata; Actinopteri; Gonorynchiformes; Chanidae. The coding region runs from base 409 to 1782 and encodes 457 amino acids.
GCGAGGCAGGAUUCAAAUAGGUAGAGGCACGCCUCAGCAACUUACUUUGAAUGUGAAAUACGGUUGAGUAUGUGAUCGGAGUGAACACUAUACUUUCUUUCGAAUGGUAGCAUAGAACUGACAGUUCAGAAAACGCUCGGUUUGGCGCCGUGACGGUGUUUCUUUAGUUUGGAUACUGUGAACUAGUCGUCGAACUCUGUAGGUAAACCGGGCAAACAGUAAAUAAUCAAUAGUUUGUCUCCAGGCCACGCGUCGUCUGGGAAGUUUGCAUUUCAGUCAUGUCGGAACAAAGGAACAUUUAAUUUCUUACAAUUUCGGCACGUCUAUCUUUUUGUCCUCCAGGAUCUGCUUUUUCUACUUCAAGGGGAUUUGACAACGUUUCUUAUAAGGCCACAGUAAACAGACACUAUGCUGCAGCAGAUUCUAACAGACAUGUACAUUGAGCCAGAGCUCUUGGCAGAACUAAAUGAGGAGCAGAAACAAGUGCUAUUCUUUAAGAUGAGGGAGGAGCAGGUACGGCGGUGGAAAGAGAGGGAGGCCAGAUUGGAGAAGGAGGAGACAGCAGUACGCAAACCCAAGAAAGCUGGUGGUAAGACUGUGUCGUGGAUGCAGGGGUCAGACAAUGAUGUAUGGGUGUGGGUGAUGGGAGAACACCCAAAUGACAAGUCCUAUGAUCAAAUCUGUGAUGAGAUCAUGGCAGAGAGAGCAGCACUCCAAGCCCAAAGAGAGGCAGAGGAGCUAAGGGCUAAGAAGGAAGCUGAGCUGGAGAAGCGGUUCUCCUCCAUAUAUCUGGACCCAGAGGUGCUGGCAUUGACAGAUGAAGAGCAGAGACAAGAAAAGGCCAGGCAAGAGCAGGCCCAGAAGGAGGCAGAGAGACAGGAGCAGGAGCGUCAGGAACAGCUGAGGCUGGACCAGGAGAGGCAGGAGAGAGCGAAGCAGGAACAGGCAAGACAAGAGGAGCAGAAGCAGGAGCAGGCCCGACAAGCUGCCGCCCUUGAGGAACUCAAGAGAAGAGAGGCCGAGGAGAGACGUAAGGCAGAGGAGGAGCUGCGUAGGCUGGAGGAAGAACGAGCCCGGCAGAUCUACAUGGACCUGAAAAAGGUGCAAAACCAUGAGAAGGAGGACAAGGAGUGGCAGGAGACAUUGCGAAAAUCAAAGGUUGCUGACUUGCGGAGAAGGUCACUGGCCAAGCAGACAAGAGAGGAUCACAAGAGAAGGUCACUAAAGGCUUUAGAGUCUGGCCGUGUUGCUGCUAUGACUAAGGCCUUUGGAGGAGAAAAGCCAACUGCUCCACCCAAGCCCAAACCCAGGAACCUCACACUUACCAGUGAUUUAAUUCAGAAGCCAGGUGUGUGCCGUUCAUUGUCAACCUCCAGCAGAGAACAAAUCAUAUGUUGGUUCCGGGAUGAGCAGUUGCCCUUAAGAGCUGGAUUCCAGAAGGACCAGAGUCGUAUAGCACCCUGGUUCCAUGGAAUUAUUACACGAGAGGAAGCUGAGACCCUUCUGAGUGAAAAAGGUCCUGGGCAUUUCCUGGUCCGUGUCAGUGAGAAGAUCAGGGGAUAUGUCAUUUCUUAUCGGUGUCAAGACGGAUUUAAGCACUUCCUCAUUGACGCCACAGAAAACUGUUACAUGCUGCUUGGAGACCAGCUAAAAUUCGCAACACUGGCGGAACUGGUAGAAUACCAUGAGGAGGAACCCAUCACCUCAUUAGGAGGGGAGUGUCUGCGGCAUGCAUGUGGACAGAAGCAAGGCUGUGUGGACUAUGCUGAUCUCUUCACCUAAGCCACAGGCCUGAGAGAGGCACUGAGGACCAGAGCAAAGUGAUAGCAGGGGAGAGGCUCUUUAUAGCAGACACUACACUACACAUACCAUGGGUUUAUGCUCUGACGACACAGGCUAGGGUGCACAUCUAAUGGACAAAUAACUUUACUGCUGAAACAUUUAUUUGAUAAUGCCCAGUAGUGAAUUCGAUUAAGGAUUGAGACUUGUUAUGGACUGGAAUGCAAAUGUCUGUGAUUUUAAACCCAAUUAUGCUCCACCAAAUACUGCAUCGGGCAUCUAUUAAAAAAAAAAAAAUCAUGGAAAAUGGAAAUUUGAACCUUUUUUUGGAACAUUCUCUUAAUGCUUAUUUAUCAAAUUAUCUCGGAUGUCUUUAAUGAGGAAUGAAAUCAAAGAGUGAUCCCAGAUCACCAGUAUCUCUUUCCCUGACCCUGGCCCACCUCAGGUUAACAAUAUCCAUACUGUAACAAGCACUUCAACCUCACUGGGGCAACUUCUUUUACGUGCAUUUAUUACUAAUAUACUAUGAAGUGUAAUGCUCAGGUUGGAUAUUGUAUAGCGUGCGAUCUGGGGAGUCGUUAAGAAGCGCUGCCCUGAAAUGCAUUAAUAAGCAUUUGCUGAGCAAGGUCUCUGGAGAUUCAGACAGACUAAUGGGCAUUAAUGUAUUUCUCUAUUUGUUCUGUACAGGGGACUAAACUGUGGAAGAAUAAAAAAAAAACAUA